Messenger RNA from Cyclopterus lumpus (lumpfish), 420 nucleotides. RefSeq names its product urate (5-hydroxyiso-) hydrolase a (gene uraha). The record is from RefSeq and is a predicted model, not a curated record. Bases 1 to 420 code for a protein of 139 amino acids. Gene Ontology annotation, molecular function: hydroxyisourate hydrolase activity. The transcript is spliced from 4 exons. Lineage: Eukaryota; Metazoa; Chordata; Actinopteri; Perciformes; Cyclopteridae. Gene Ontology annotation, biological process: purine nucleobase metabolic process.
AUGAGUGUGUAUAGGCUGCAGCAACUCAAGGGGCAUAUUUUGCCUGGAAAUAAGUUCACAGCAAUGGCCGGCCCUGCUAGCCCCUUGACCACCCAUGUGCUGAACACUGCAAUGGGUGUCCCUGGUGCAAACAUAGCCCUCAGUCUCCAUCGACAAGACCCCUCCUCGAGUGCCUGGAGUUUGAUAACCACUGGGAUCACUAAUGCUGAUGGACGUUGCCCAGGACUCAUCACAACACAAAUGUUUACUUCCGGGGUGUAUAGAUUGCAUUUUGAGACGGCUCAGUACUGGGAGAGUAUGGGAGAGACCGGCUUCUACCCGUAUGUUGAGAUUGUCUUCACUAUAAAUGACCCAGCCCAAAAGUACCAUGUCCCACUGCUCCUGAGUCGUUUCUCUUAUAGUACAUACAGAGGGAGCUAG